AUGUGUGCAAAUGGAAGCAAUGUGAGAAUGAUUGAUCUAAGCCACAAUCAGUUCCAAGGACGUUUACCACAAAUGUUGGCCAAUUGUAUGAUGCUUCAAGUUCUCAAUCUUGGGAAUAAUCGAUUCAGUGAUGUUUUCCCUUCAUGGUUAGGGACUCUUCUGAACUUAAGAUUUGAAGGAUCAAUUCCACACAGCAUCGGAAUCUUACAAAGGCUUCAUGUGCUCAAUCUUUCCAACAACAUUUUCAAUGGUAAAAUCCCAUCAUCCUUGGGAAACAUAACAGAGCUAGAAUCACUUGAUCUCUCCAACAACAAGCUUUCAGGACAGAUCCCUCCACAACUUGCACAACUGACAUUUCUUGAAGUCUUUGAGGUUUCUCAUAACCAUCUCACUGGACCUAUACCCCAAAUGAACCAACUUAGCACGUUUGAUGUCGGUUCAUACGAGGGGAACUUGGGAUUAUGCGGGAAUCCAUUGCCAAGAAAAUGUGAAAGUUCAGUACCACCUUCAGGUUUAGAAGAAGAACAAGUUUCAAAAUCUACAUUAGAGUUUCAUUGGAUGACAGUUGUGCCAGGAUAUGUGAGUGGACUAGUAAUUGGAAUGGUUAUUGGGCAAUUUUUUGCACCGCAGAAGCAUGAUUGGUUUGUGAAGACUUUUGGGCAGCGGAAACAAAAAGGCAGAAGGAGGAAGAGGAAUCCGUGGAGAAAUUGA
Molecule: messenger RNA, 711 nt
Organism: Ziziphus jujuba (common jujube)
Lineage: Eukaryota; Viridiplantae; Streptophyta; Magnoliopsida; Rosales; Rhamnaceae
Product: receptor-like protein 34
Exons: 2
Coding region: 1-711 (236 amino acids)
Molecular function (GO): protein binding
Source: RefSeq, a predicted model, not a curated record